Molecule: messenger RNA, 635 nt
Organism: Nematolebias whitei (Rio pearlfish)
Lineage: Eukaryota; Metazoa; Chordata; Actinopteri; Cyprinodontiformes; Rivulidae
Product: metalloproteinase inhibitor 2-like
Exons: 5
Coding region: 1-618 (205 amino acids)
Biological process (GO): negative regulation of membrane protein ectodomain proteolysis; negative regulation of endopeptidase activity
Cellular component (GO): extracellular matrix
Molecular function (GO): protease binding; metalloendopeptidase inhibitor activity
Source: RefSeq, a predicted model, not a curated record
AUGACUCUGAUGAUGAAAAGCUGUUUCGUCUCGCUGACCAUCCUGUUUCUUUGGCGAGUGGAAGACGGGGCAGAAGCCUGCAGCUGUUUCCCUAAACAUCCUCAGAAGAUUUUUUGCGAGUCAGAUGUUGUUUUCAGGGCAAUAGUCAUUGGAAGACAGGAGAUUGGCAUUGACCCCAUGAUCAAAACAGUCAAAUAUGAUGUCAAAGUGACUCAGGUGUUUAAAGGCCUUACUGGGAAUAUUGAUGCAGUCUACACUCCUUACCACUCUGCAACGUGUGGAGUCACUCUGGACACUGAUGGAGGAAAACAAUACCUUAUCACAGGCAGACUGGGAGAUGAUGGGAAAGUGCAAAUCUCACUGUGUGACUUCAUUGGGCUGUGGGAUGACUUGAGUGCCGCCCAGAGGCUGAACCUGGUUCAGUGUUAUGAAAGAGGCUGUGGCUGCACGAUCACCCCAUGCCUCUCUCUCCCCUGCAUGAUCAGCAGCACUACAGAAUGCCUUUGGACCGACAGGGUGACUGGGGACACUGCCCAAGCCAAAAAUUAUGCAUGCCUCAAGAGUCGCGAUGGUUCAUGCUCCUGGUACAGAGGCUGCACAGCACCGCAGCUGGGCUGAUAAUCUCGGCAGCCAUA